Tachysurus vachellii is the source of this 1622-nucleotide messenger RNA. RefSeq names its product tubulin alpha chain. Gene Ontology annotation, molecular function: structural constituent of cytoskeleton; GTP binding. The transcript has 4 exons. The record is from RefSeq and is a predicted model, not a curated record. The coding region runs from base 122 to 1477 and encodes 451 amino acids. Gene Ontology annotation, biological process: microtubule cytoskeleton organization; mitotic cell cycle. Lineage: Eukaryota; Metazoa; Chordata; Actinopteri; Siluriformes; Bagridae. Gene Ontology annotation, cellular component: cytoplasm; microtubule.
CGCCCCUCGCUGAUGUGUCUGCGUGGGCUUUAUGCUGCGCCUCAAUACUGUCAACAUUCAUCUUUGCUUUCAGCUUCCUUUCUUGUGAUCGUGGUUCCUUCGUCAGCCAUCUUUCGGGAAAAUGCGUGAGUGCAUCUCUAUUCACGUGGGUCAGGCUGGUGUCCAGAUUGGCAAUGCCUGCUGGGAACUCUACUGUCUUGAACACGGCAUCCAGCCGGACGGACAGAUGCCCAGCGACAAAACCAUCGGAGGUGGAGACGAUUCCUUCAACACCUUCUUCAGUGAGACUGGAGCUGGAAAGCAUGUCCCCAGGGCUGUGUUUGUGGAUCUGGAGCCUACUGUCAUAGAUGAGGUCCGCACUGGAACAUACCGCCAGCUGUUCCACCCUGAGCAGCUCAUCACAGGAAAGGAGGACGCUGCUAACAACUAUGCUCGUGGUCACUACACCAUUGGCAAGGAAAUUAUCGAUCUGGUCUUGGACAGGAUCCGCAAACUAGCUGACCAGUGUACAGGCCUGCAGGGUUUCCUGGUCUUCCACAGCUUCGGUGGUGGAACCGGUUCUGGUUUCACCUCCCUGCUGAUGGAACGCCUGUCUGUUGACUACGGUAAGAAGUCCAAGCUGGAGUUCUCCAUCUACCCAGCUCCCCAGGUGUCUACAGCUGUGGUGGAGCCCUACAACUCCAUCCUAACCACACACACCACCCUCGAGCACUCCGACUGUGCCUUUAUGGUAGACAAUGAAGCCAUCUAUGACAUUUGCCGUAGGAACCUCGACAUUGAGCGUCCUACAUACACUAACCUGAAUAGGCUGAUUAGCCAGAUUGUGUCCUCCAUCACUGCCUCUCUCCGUUUCGAUGGUGCCCUCAAUGUCGAUCUUACUGAAUUCCAGACCAACUUGGUGCCCUAUCCCCGUAUUCAUUUCCCACUGGCCACCUAUGCUCCAGUGAUCUCUGCAGAGAAGGCUUACCACGAGCAGCUCUCUGUGUCCGAAAUCACAAACGCCUGCUUUGAGCCGGCCAAUCAGAUGGUAAAAUGUGACCCACGUCACGGUAAGUACAUGGCCUGCUGCCUGCUGUACCGUGGUGAUGUGGUGCCCAAAGAUGUGAAUGCUGCUAUUGCCACCAUAAAGACAAAGCGCAGCAUCCAGUUUGUGGACUGGUGUCCCACUGGGUUCAAGGUGGGCAUCAACUACCAGCCCCCCACAGUGGUUCCAGGUGGAGACCUGGCCAAGGUGCAGAGGGCUGUGUGCAUGCUGAGCAACACCACGGCCAUUGCAGAGGCCUGGGCUCGUCUCGAUCACAAGUUUGAUCUGAUGUACGCCAAGCGUGCCUUCGUGCACUGGUAUGUGGGUGAGGGUAUGGAGGAGGGUGAGUUCUCUGAGGCCAGAGAGGACAUGGCUGCCCUAGAGAAGGAUUAUGAGGAAGUUGGUGUUGACUCUAUUGAAGGUGAGGGAGAGGAAGAAGGAGAGGAAUAUUAGAGGGUGGGAACAAAAAUGGAAAUUAAAGCAUGUAUGUACACAUGAUAUUCCUUAAGUAUCAAGUGUAAACUUUACAUCUGUAUUUGUACUAUUGUUAAUGUCUUGGCCAGUAUAAUGUGACUGAAUAAAAUCAUGACUGAUUUAA